Molecule: messenger RNA, 1548 nt
Organism: Clonostachys solani
Lineage: Eukaryota; Fungi; Ascomycota; Sordariomycetes; Hypocreales; Bionectriaceae
Source: the annotation of a GenBank genome assembly
AUGUACCCUGAACAGUCUUCAUUGCCUAAUCCCACACUGCCGGAGACUUCCAUCAGUCCAUGCCGCUCUAGAAAUGGCUGUCAGCAGUGUCGUCAGCGCAAGAGAAAAUGCGACGAGCAGCAUCCACGGUGCUUGGCCUGUGUCGAGAGAGACCUGCCCUGUAGCUGGCAGCGUAAUCCGAGUCGACGGCGCCAGCUCGCUCGCCGCUCUCACAACUUCAACAAGGACUUCACGCUUCCCCAGGAGAUGCAGCCUUUGGUAACAGUGUUUGCUGUACCAUCCACUCCCAUCCAGGAGCGACUCUUGUCGUACUUUAAUACCAAUGGUCCUCUGUGGCUGACCUCUGGGGGCAAUGUCGAAGCCUCCUCAGGCGUCAUUAUCCCAGUUGCCCUUCAAAGUCCCUUGGUCAUGAACUGCGUCUUAACGGUAGCGGCAGGCGACUUGGGCAAAUACCAACCGGCAAAUACUGAAAUGACCAGCUUGGCGUGCGGCUUUUACGGCCAGGCCAUAGCAGGCAUCCAUUCAGCGCUCAAGAAGGAACUCUCGCCUACAUUGCAACCGGCCUCACCCUCACCAGGAAACUCAACCCUAGAUUCCGGCAGCAAUGAUGAUCAUUCUUCCAGUAAUCCGGGUCUAUCUCCAUCCGUCCAGUUAGGAGAUGAACUGCUUCUAGCUGUUAUUCUCCUCUGCGUACACGAAGCAGUGAAUUUCUCUACCAUCAGUCGCAUUUUCCCCCACCUCGUCGCUGCUGUCACUCUAUGUAACGGCCAUUCCUUCGCCAGCGACACACCAAAUACCGAACUAAGGGGCCUGUUCUUCGAAGUCCUUUGUUAUUUAUUCACACUGACAUCCUUCUCUCACGGCCAUAGCCUUCCACUGCAUCUAAUAACCCCUCGAGUCUUUACUACACUGUUCUCCGCGCCCGACGGCUACAAAGGCGUUUUGCUUGGGAAUCAAUGCCGCGUGAUAUUCUCGCUUAUUCUUCGAGUCUCCAUGCUACAAAGACGUUUAGCCUCACCUUCCGAUCUUGAUGAGACGAGCGCUGCGGAGCUGAGAAUCUUGAAAUCUCAACUUGAGCGACGCGUCACUACCAAUGUCCAAAAUGAAGAAACAGCAGCUUGUAAUGAUAUAGCAGUUUCGGAACUUUAUCGAAUUGCCUGCCUGAUAUAUGUCGAGAAGAUGCUUGACGCUGAAAUUGAAGAUGGCUCGGCAGCUAUACAAAACACAAUGGCGCUGUUUAUAUCAACUCUCGACUCUGUAUCACCAUCUUCACCAGCAAACAACAUUCUUACCUGGCCCUUAUUCGUGGCUGGCAUGUCAUCUGUGGUUCCCUCGCAUCGCCGCCUAAUCAUAGGGAGAUUGCGGAGAAACUAUGAGUCUUGGUGGAGAUCUGAUAUUCUGAGUAAGAGCGCGGAUUUGUUAUCGCAGAAAUGGAAACAGGAUGAGGGUAUCGAGGAUGGCGCAAUAUCGCGGCACACAGGAAAUAUUGCUACACAGUGGCCGGGAGUUGGGAAACAUGUGGCUGACUUCCCACUGGCCUUGCUAUAA